AUGUCAGGAAUCGAAAUCUUUGGCCUGCUCGCAGGCAUCGUCUCCGUCACGGAAGUCAUCAUCCACACGUAUGACGCAAUCAAAGAUUUCUCGGGUCUACCCGAAGCAUUUCACACAGUGGGAAAAAGACUCCCACUCAUUGAGAAAACUCUUCAGGACGCGAAACGCCAAGCCAAGGAGUCCAAAGACCCUGAGGACUGGGAAGGCGAAGACCCUGAGGCGCUGAAGACUCUCGUUGAGGGCUGCGGCGAAAAUAUCAAUGACUUGAAGAACAUCUUUGAAAAGCUCUCCCGUUCGAAAGGGAAGUCUAUUCGCCAAGCGUAUACUACGCUUGUCAUCGGAAUUGGCAAAAGAGGACGGGUCGAAUCAUUGAUGGGCGACAUUCUGAUGGAUGUACAGACAUUGACAUCCUACCGCGUGUUUAAGACGGCAACGCAGGACAAGGUCGAAGAGUUGAGGAAGGCCAUACAGGAGAUGAAUCAGGUUGAUCCUUCACUUCCUGAUUCGCUUUUCGAGGAGAAGACCGCAAGCAGC
This is a messenger RNA of Ilyonectria robusta, 534 nucleotides long. RefSeq lists its product as uncharacterized. The record is from RefSeq and is a predicted model, not a curated record. The annotation marks the transcript as partial. Lineage: Eukaryota; Fungi; Ascomycota; Sordariomycetes; Hypocreales; Nectriaceae. The transcript has a single exon.